Messenger RNA from Perkinsus marinus ATCC 50983, 1422 nucleotides. RefSeq lists its product as hypothetical. Bases 1 to 1422 code for a protein of 473 amino acids. The record is from RefSeq and is a predicted model, not a curated record. Lineage: Eukaryota; Perkinsozoa; Perkinsida; Perkinsidae. The transcript is spliced from 9 exons.
AUGGUUAGACCUCUUUACUUAGUAGUAUCCUUAGCUCGGCUUGCUGCCGAGUCAAGCUCCAAGCUACCCGACACUAGGGUCCUUGUGGAAGACUUUGCUAUCGCCUUCAAGAACGUCGUGAAGGAGAUGAAUGAGGUGAGCUCCUCUGUGAGGAAUGCUACCAUUACUGGUGUGGUCGAUGAGUUGGGUGGGCUAUUGGCUAUGCUAGAGGUGCUAGCCAACCAGACACUUAACAAUUGGCUAGCCCAUGACAUAGACGAGGAGACAAGGGUAUUGUACACAGGCAUUGAGGACUUCGUCAAGUCCUUGGACAAUGUUACUCUACCACAACCAGUACGCGAUGUUGAACAUUACCUAGGAGAGGAGUCGCUACCUGUCCCGACAGUGCCUUUCCUCCCAGUUGGGGAAGCUACGCCUACCACACGUCGACCCGCCAUCGCUAAUACUACUGCUAAUAAUGGAACGCAGUCUCCGGCUACUGGUAAUCAAACCAAUACUCCUACCAAGGGUGGAUACAAGAUACCCCCUAUACCAAAGGACAUAUUCGAUAGACCUCGGGUAGGAGGUAAAGACAGCCCUCUCUUCGAUGACUCAAGGCCACGACGCAGCAUCCAACCCUUGCCCAUUGUGGAGAUACUUAUCCUAUUGAGUGUGUUAUGUCUGGCUAUGGUUGGUGGCCAUUUCUGCAUCAAAGCUCGUGCUGCUGCUGAUAGGAACAUUGGGUACAUUUCCCGUUUGCCAAGAUCUGGUGGAGGCACUCUAACCUGUGAGGCCAAUCCUACCGUGGAUCGGUUCCUUGCUGUAUUCGCCUAUCGGAGGUUCGUACAGUAUGGCCAAGGGGCUAAGUUGGAGAUCAGACGUAUUGCUGCUGAUGGACUACCUGAGAUCAGCAGAGUCUUCGAUGUAGAGAGUCUUGUGAAAAGAGAGGGCUUUGUAGACCAAGGCGACAGAGUCAAACUUGAGGACUUCCUCCAUACAAGCAACCCUCUUGAGGCUGUGUUCAUCACUAAGGAGGUGUUUUGGCCGGAUUUCGAGGAGGUCAAGGAGAAGAUAGUAUCCAAACUACGGGAUGCCGGGAUUACUGGAAAUAUUGAGGUCUUCAUACAUGAUACACCUGAGAACCUAUUGGUGCGACAGAACAGUACAUGGGCACGGUUCAUCCGGGAUAGGACUACCAUGGCACUGUUGGCCCUAAGCCUUGUAGGCUUAGUAUGGUACGUCCCCUACACUUGGAUGAAGUCCAAACGCAAGGAUGUAGUCGCCAAGUUCAGAGUGAAAAUGUCUGGUGAUGGUUAUUGGAGGCUUAUCAGAGAUAAGGUUAAUGCCAUGGCUAUACAGGCAUCCAAUAUGCCUCCGCUGAGUCCCACUACUACAGCAGUAUCCUCCUUGGGUGUUAGUGGCGGCUCUGAGGUCGAUGUUUAG